Messenger RNA from Pteronotus mesoamericanus, 831 nucleotides. RefSeq names its product proliferating cell nuclear antigen-like. Gene Ontology annotation, biological process: leading strand elongation; translesion synthesis; regulation of DNA replication. Lineage: Eukaryota; Metazoa; Chordata; Mammalia; Chiroptera; Mormoopidae. The transcript has a single exon. The record is from RefSeq and is a predicted model, not a curated record. Gene Ontology annotation, cellular component: PCNA complex. Gene Ontology annotation, molecular function: DNA polymerase processivity factor activity; DNA binding.
AUGUUCCAAGCGCCCUUGAUCCAGGGCUCCAUCCUGAAAAAGGACCCAGAGGUGCUUAAGGAUCUCAUCAAUGAGGACUGCUGGGAUCUCAGCUUGAGCAGCGUGAAUCUGCAGAGCAUGGACUCGUCCCACGUGUCUGUGGUGCAGCUCACCCUGCACUCAGAGGGCUUCGACACCUACCGCUGCGACUGCAACCUGGCCAUGGGUGUGAACCUCACCAGCAUGUCCAAAAUACUAAAAUGUGCUGGCAACGAAGACAUCAUUACCCUAAGGCCUGAAGAUAAUGCGGACACAUUGGCACUAGUAUUCAAAGCUCCAAAUCAAGAAAUAGUUUCAGACUAUGAAAUGAAGUUAAUGGAUUGAGAUGUUGAACAACAUGGAAUUCCAGAACAAGAGCAUAGCUGUGUGGUAAAGAUGACUUCUGGUGAAUUUGCACGUGUAUGCCGAGAUUUCAGUCAAAUCGGAGAUGCUGUUGUAAUUUCCUGUGCAAAAGACGGAGAAAAGUUUUCGGGAAGUGGGGAACUUGGAAAUGGAAAUAUUAAGUUGUCACAAACAAGUAAUGUUGAUAAAGAAGAGGAAGCUGUUACCAUAGAGAUGAAUGAGCCUGUUCAGCUAACUUUUGCACUGGGGUAUCCAAACUUCUUUACAAAAGCUACUCCACUCUCUCCUACUGUAACACUCAGUAUGUCUGCAGAUGUACCCCUUGUUGUAGAGUAUAAAAUUGCUGAUAUGGGACAUUUAAAGUACUAUCUGGCUCCCAAGAUUGAGGAUGAAGAAGGAUCUUAGGCAGUUUCAAAGUCUGAGAAAAUAAAACUAAGCUCUUUGAGAACU